Messenger RNA from Selaginella moellendorffii, 1055 nucleotides. Its product is annotated as tRNA (guanine-N(7)-)-methyltransferase. Gene Ontology annotation, cellular component: tRNA methyltransferase complex. Gene Ontology annotation, biological process: RNA (guanine-N7)-methylation; tRNA methylation. Lineage: Eukaryota; Viridiplantae; Streptophyta; Lycopodiopsida; Selaginellales; Selaginellaceae. Gene Ontology annotation, molecular function: tRNA (guanine(46)-N7)-methyltransferase activity. Bases 97 to 915 code for a protein of 272 amino acids. The record is from RefSeq and is a predicted model, not a curated record. The transcript is spliced from 10 exons.
CGCGUCCCGCCUUGGCGAGGGAAAGGUGGACGCGCUUGCCGCUCUCGAGCGCCCUGGAAUCGCCACAUUUCUUGAGAAGCGCAACUAGAUCGGGGUAUGAUGCCGUGCGUCAAGGCGCUGAUCGAUCGCCCUGCUCGCUGCCACUGCGCAAGAAUCUCUGCGAUCGAGCAGCAAAAGCAGCCGCAGCCAGUUUUGAUUCACCGGCUCAUCGAUGAUGCAUUCAAGGAGCUGGAUCUCGAGCUCUUGAGAACCAAGGUGAAGGGCGCGAGGAGGAGGCAACACUGCAAUCCCAUGAAGGCUUCUUUGAUGGAGCCUCUUACUCUGCCUGACUGGAAGGAUGUUUUCGCCGAUCCUGCAUUGCCUCUAACGGUCGACAUUGGCUGUGGACAGGGCAAAUUUUCUCUGCUGUUAGCAAAGAAAAAUGCCGGUUUUAAAAACUACCUGGGCCUUGACGUUCGCCGGAUGCUGGUCGAGAAGGCUAAUGUUUGGGCCAAGGAGCUGAAUCUCGUCAAUGCACACUUCCUGACUGCAAACGCAACAGUGUCUUUUGGCUCGUUGCUACCAACUUAUUCGGGAAGACUCGAGCUUGUAUGCAUUUUGUGCCCGGAUCCGCAUUUUAAGCUACGACAUCGCAAGAGACGAAUCGUCCAGCCAGCUCUAGUGAAUGAUAUUAUCAGAUACACUGCUGUAGGUGGAAAAAUUUUUCUUGAGUCGGACGUAGAGGAGGUUGCGGUGGACAUGAGAAACCAGUUUGAGACACACCUUGGCGUUAUUACAAAGCUUGACGAGCCUUCUCUGCAAGACACAGAAGAUGGCUGGCUGCUGGACAAUCCCCUGGGAGUUUGCAGUGAACGAGAGAUUGCCGUGCUCGCCCAAGGUGGAAAGAUGUACCGAGCUAUUUACCAACGGAGAUAAUCUAACAGUAUAGCUGAAGAGUCAGGCAAACCAUGGGCCGGCAGAGGCGCUGUUUCCACUAUAAUACCUUCAUUUGUGAUCACAGGCUUCCAGUCGUGGCUUAGCAGCAGGUAAUGCAAGAAAACGAGCAUCUCCAUCUU